CCAAGUAGUAGAAGCUCACUUCCAGUCGUCCACCAGCCAAAGCAGACAACCAUUGCCAGCCAUGACCGAGCAGCACGAGCUGGAGCUGCUGACGCCGCCGCCGCAGGCCGCACCAGCCUCAGGACGCGUCGGUCUCCCCGCCGCCACGCUCGUAUACUCGUCUGACGGUCGCUACGUGUUCCAGCGUCAGGCACACGUGGUGCGUGUGCUGCACGCGCAGAGCGGCCGCGUCCUGCAUGAAUGUGUACGCGCUGGUAACAAGAGUGCUGUCCGCGCGCUGGCGCUGCACCCGCACAACGCACUGCAACUUCUAGCUGCAUACGAAGAUGGCCACAUUCUCGUCUGGGACUUCGUGGAGCACAAGCCGCUGGCGGAGCUGGACGCUAAGGCACCUGUACUGUGGAUGGCGUCCAGCCGUACCAGCGCGUCGCAGCUUCUUCUGGUCGUCCAGAGCGACGCAAACAGCUGGAGUGUCGUGGAGUUCAGUCUCAAGAAGAAGAAGCGCGGCCGCGUACUGUUCCAGAACGGCAAGAAGCAGUUCCAGGCCGCAGCGCUGCAGAGCUACACGACGCCACAGGGUGAGGGUGAACAGGCUGUUCCGGGCGACUUUUUAGUAGUGGCGGCCGGCGACAAGCUGGUCACACUGUGGCUACACCAUCAGCCAGGAGCUAAAGACUCGGGCAAUCGCCUCUACACGAUGCACAAGCUCAACCACCUCCGCGACGUCACGUGCGUCGCUGUCAGUCCGACACAACGAGAGUUCUCCAUCGGCGACCAGAUCGGCCAGAUCUUCCGGUACCAGCAGCAGGGAGAAACAGCAGCCAAGAUGCACUGGCACUCGCACGCCGUGCACUGCAUCCAGUACUCGAGCGACGGCCAGUUCUUGCUGUCCGGCGGUGAGGAGUGCGUGUUGGUAUCUUGGCAACUGGAAACAGGUCGUCGCGCCUAUCUGCCGCGCCUUCCGGCGUCAGUGGAGGUCAUUGCGCCCCGUCAAGACGGCGGCGUGUACGCCGUGGGCCUGGCGGACAGUGUGCUGUUCCAGUACAACCCGGUGACGCGCGAACAGGAGUGGGAGGCGCGCGGUCUGGCGCGCGCCGGCAAUUCGGCGGCCAACUCGCUGCCGACGCGUCAAUUAGCAGUGGACCCGGUGUCGAAGGCGCUCGUGCUUAACGGGUCGUCCGGCGCGGGCGUGUUGCAGUUCUAUGAGCCGUUCGCGGAUCGCGUACUGCAGACGCUGCUGCUGUCGGAGCGUAACCAGGUUACGCGCACGGAGGACGAAGUACUGCCUACGCUUCGUGCGUCACAUUCGUGCUUCAGUUCUCGUGGCGGCGAACUGGUGACGCUGCAUGCGCCGACGACGGCGAAACACGGUGACGAACAGGCUCUGCGGUUCUGGACGCGUCGCGUGGACGGCUCAUUCUUUGUAAACACGGCGAUUGACGCGCCUCAUGGCCGCGCGCGUGUUACAAGCAUGACAUACUCGCCUUCGCAGACCGAGGACUGCAUGGUGACGGCCGACGAGCAGGGUGAUUUCAAGGUGUGGCAGAAGGUGGUAACGGAGGCAGGUGGCGCGUCGUGGCACUGCCAGGCUGUCGUGCGGUUCCGUGACGAGCCGGUCACGGCGGUGGGCUUUGCGCGCGAUGGUUCGUUGCUGGCGGUUGCGUACGGUAACAAACUCACGCUCUGGGACGUUGCGACGCACUCGCUGCGUCGUGUGAUCCCCUCCGCGGACGGCCAGACCAUUACACAGAUUGUUUUCCCUGGUAUCAACUCGCCGUACGUAGUGAUCGUGACGGAGUCUCAGGUACAGGUGUGGAGCGUGCUGUCGCUGUCACUGUGGUGGCGCUACACAGUGCCCAAGGGCGCCGUCGUGGCCGAGGAAGCUUUGUACGAGCGUUUCCUGGUGUGGCUACCGGUGGAUGACUCGAAGAAGAAAACGUUGGUGCUGGUUUUCGACGCCCAGACGCCCGUGCCGACGUGCGUGCGUGUUGUGGAUCUAGGCAGCAAAGUGUGGAGCGCUGGCUUCCACCCAGGCACUGGAGACAUUGUGCUGCUCGACAACAAGACUGGAGUAUGGAGACUGGACGGACCGAAGGCCAGAUCGUUGGACGCCCGACGCCGGAAGCAGGCCCACGUUGCUGCCGUCGCCGCGCGCGACGCUGCCAAGGACGGUGAACAGGAGGCCAAGGCACUGAGCGCUAUCUACAACGCCGCCAGUGGCGGUCGCCUUGCAGAGAAGAAGAGCAGCCACAAACACGCUGGGCCUCAUGGCGUGGCGGUCAACGGCUCUGCGUCCAGCAGCCUGUUCGACGCACCGGCCCACGUGCUGCCGUCCAUGACGGCGCUGUACAGGUCGUUUAUGGAUACGAUGCUACCGAAGCCGCACCAGGUUAUCGAAACUGACGAGUCUGUGAAGAACGUGAACGAAAUGUCGACGUCUCAGAAGAAGAAGAACAAACGACGUAAAAAGCUGCAACAGCAACAGAGCACGGUGGAUCCGAUCGUCAACGAGAAUGGGGAGCAACGUAAACGCAUGAAGCUCCAGGUAGAGAAGGAACUGGCCAACACGGAGUUGCAGCAGCAGACAUACUCGAAACUGCUCGAGACAUUUCGCAACAGUAAGGCACGUCGGGCGUAAGCUCGCGCAGGAAGUUCAGGUGAAAUAGAUUUACAUGUUUUAGCUACCUGCUGUGGUGCAUUUUGUUAUUUUCUUGCCACCUUCAGGUUUUCUUGCAAGUUUCUCUGAAAAAUACAAAGAUGUGCCUUCGGCCCAAGUCUGAAAUAUAAAAAUUGUUUGAAAGAAGCC
Molecule: messenger RNA, 2806 nt
Organism: Phytophthora nicotianae INRA-310
Lineage: Eukaryota; Oomycota; Peronosporomycetes; Peronosporales; Peronosporaceae
Exons: 1
Coding region: 62-2638 (858 amino acids)
Biological process (GO): positive regulation of transcription by RNA polymerase I; positive regulation of rRNA processing
Cellular component (GO): nucleolus
Molecular function (GO): RNA binding; protein binding
Source: RefSeq, a predicted model, not a curated record